AUGUCUGGGGGAAAUUAUACUACAGUGACUGAAUUCAUCUUGUUAGGGUUAACAGACUCAACUGAACUUCAAAUUAUACUCUUUGUAUUAUUUUUGUUGAUUUAUACUCUCACAAUGAUAGGAAAUGCUGGAAUGAUUAUGCUAAUCAAAACAGAUUCUCAACUCCACACACCUAUGUAUUUUUUUCUGACCAGCUUGUCUUUGACUGAUAUUGUUUAUUCUUCAACCAUCACUCCGAAAAUGUUAACUGACUUAUUGUCUGAAAGAAAAAUCAUCUCCUUUGCUGGAUGUUUUCUGCAGAUGUAUGUCUUCAUUGCUUUAAUAACUACCGAGUGCAUUCUCUUUGGAUUAAUGGCUUAUGACCGUUAUGUGGCAAUCUGUAAUCCGCUGCUCUAUACAGUUAUCAUGUCAAAGACAGUCUGCCUGAAGAUGGCCAUGGGGGCAUUUACAGCAGGAUUCUUGAACUCAAUAAUUCACACCAGUUACAUAAGUAGCUUAUCCUUCUGUGGUUCCAAUGUCAUCCAUCACUUUUUCUGUGACAGUCCCCCAAUCCUUAAACUUUCUUGUUCUGAUACACAAAUGAAUGAAAUGAUCAUUUUCAUUUGUGCUGGGAUAAAUAUGUUAGGAACACUUCUGAUCAUUCUUACCUCUUAUAUAUACAUCCUCUUCUCGAUUCUCCGCUUACAUUCAGUUGAUGGGAGGCGCAAAGCAUUCUCAACCUGUGCUUCUCAUCUUACUGCCAUUGUUAUAUUUUAUGGAACUGAGAUUGUUACCUAUUUGUGUCCAAGUUCAAGCUACUCCCCAACUCAAGGAAAAGUUUUGUCUGUAUUCUACACAGUGGUCAUCCCAAUGUUAAACCCCUUAAUCUACAGUCUAAGGAAUGAAGAAGUGAAGAGGGCUUUAAAGAAUGUGAUCUUUAGAAAAAGGAGCCUCAUACUUAUAUGA
This is a messenger RNA of Monodelphis domestica (gray short-tailed opossum), 945 nucleotides long. RefSeq names its product olfactory receptor 5F1-like. Gene Ontology annotation, cellular component: membrane. NCBI's taxonomy places the organism in Eukaryota, Metazoa, Chordata, Mammalia, Didelphimorphia, Didelphidae. Gene Ontology annotation, molecular function: olfactory receptor activity; G protein-coupled receptor activity. The record is from RefSeq and is a predicted model, not a curated record. Gene Ontology annotation, biological process: G protein-coupled receptor signaling pathway.